AUGAGUUCUGAUACCAUCAUUAAGCUCGCAAGAUGGCGAGUCAGAGAUUUGGCUGCUUGUUUUUCUACAUGCAAACUCCCUCGUAUAGACGAGGAACCAAAUCCCUCCACGUCAUCAACUGAUCAUCAUCGAGGUCGAACCAAGAACACCAUCUUGUUUGAUCCAAUUGGAGAGCAUAAAAGAAAGCAAAAAGAUGAGCAAAAAAAACUAAGGAAAAAGAAAACCAAUCAAAGGAAAGUAUCUGCUGAGAGUUCUAAGCAAAUUACAAGGAAAAGUACUGAAGAGGGUUUGUCUGGAUUAAGCAGCGGGUCGUGUUUUAGGGAAGAAGAAUAUAUGGUCUUUUGCUUCCAAGAUGAUGGAACUAUCCAUCUAGUCAAAGAGAAAAGGGCAUCAGAGGCAUCCAAUGCUACUUCGGAAAGCAAACAGAAGCAUAGAGAGAAUGAUGAAAAUGUUUGUAGACAGAGUUAUGUGGAUGCGGAUGAACUAUCAGAUGAUAAGCUUUACAAUGCUGCAAAUGGACAAUUAGAAGAGGAGGAAGGAAGAAACGACAUGGAAGUAGUGUGGCAGCCACCUGAUGAGAUAAAAGAGAUUAGUCACAUCGAAACUCAUAGUGAUGAUCAAUUCAAGACGCUAUCUUCCAUGUUAUCGGUCGCAGAUUCUAGCGACUCGAAUCGCUCGGAUGCUAGCUCUGGAUCUUUUGCCUUCCCAGUUUUUGAUGAGCAGAUUGAGAUGGGAAUGGAUGGGAAGCCCUGUUCACAUGCCGCAACCCGAAAACAGAGAAAUGAGGGAACAUAG
Molecule: messenger RNA, 795 nt
Organism: Oldenlandia corymbosa var. corymbosa
Lineage: Eukaryota; Viridiplantae; Streptophyta; Magnoliopsida; Gentianales; Rubiaceae
Source: the annotation of a GenBank genome assembly